AUGUGCCUUACCCUUGAUAGCCAUGUGGCUUCUUGUGCUGCCCAUGAACUUGCAUUGUCUAGGAUUUUCCGGAAGAAAUUUCUUAAAUAUGCUAAGUCAAAAGUUGGUCUCAGUCAUUCUUUUAACAACGUCGAUGAUCAUGAAGAUGUCAAACUUGUCUGGAUACCUUUUGUGAUAGAAAUUCAGCUUGAGUACCCAAAACAGAAAAUAGAUUACAGCUGGUUUUACCGAAUUCAAAGUUUGGUAAUUUUGAAAUUAAAAACAGAAGAAUCUAUGGCAUUGCUGUCAACUCUAGGAGGAGGUUUCUCUGCUCUUGGAGAUUACUAUGAAAAACAUUCUCUUGAAGCUGGUAAAAUAGCAUUACGGCAACUUAAGAUUGCAUUUAUGAUAUGCGACCCCUUGAUAGCCGCCCGGUGUUACUUGUACAUAGCACUUAGCCUCAUGCAAAGGGGUUACCUGAAAAAAUCAAAACUUAUCAUCAGAAAGCAGUAUUCAUUUGCUAAGGAUCACUUUAUCAAAGACUAUCGCUUGAUUGCUAUGUGCAGAGGACUGUGGUCACGUUUGCAGUUUAUGUAUUAUUUACACCGAUUGAAGAGGCAAGGCAUUGCUUGUAGUGUACAACAUGGGGUAUUAACAGAAUAUUAUUCUGAUUAUAAUACAUGCAAUGCUUGGUCCCAGACAAGUGGACAGGAUGAAAAUAGAAUCUCAGUUGAUCUUGGAGCCUCAUGA
This is a messenger RNA of Acanthosepion pharaonis, 729 nucleotides long. NCBI's taxonomy places the organism in Eukaryota, Metazoa, Mollusca, Cephalopoda, Sepiida, Sepiidae. The record is from the annotation of a GenBank genome assembly.